Molecule: messenger RNA, 1209 nt
Organism: Plasmodium berghei ANKA
Lineage: Eukaryota; Apicomplexa; Aconoidasida; Haemosporida; Plasmodiidae
Product: S-adenosylmethionine synthetase, putative
Exons: 1
Coding region: 1-1209 (402 amino acids)
Biological process (GO): S-adenosylmethionine biosynthetic process
Cellular component (GO): cytosol
Molecular function (GO): ATP binding; methionine adenosyltransferase activity
Source: RefSeq, a predicted model, not a curated record
AUGGACCAAUUAAAAAUAAAAAGAGGAAAUUUUCUAUUUACUUCGGAAUCCGUUAACGAAGGACACCCCGAUAAAGUUUGUGACCAAAUAUCUGAUGCAAUUUUAGAUGCAUGCUUAAAAGAAGAUCCCGAAAGCAAAGUUGCUUGUGAAGUAUGCGCAAAGAAAAAUUUUAUUUUUAUUUUUGGAGAAAUAACAACAAAAGCAAAGGUAAAUUAUGAUCAAGUCACAAGAAAUGUCUUAAAACACAUAGGAUAUGAUGAUGAAAAAAAAGGUUUAGAUUAUAAAAAUGCUGAAAUAAAGGUAUUCAUUGAUGAGCAAUCCCCUGAUAUAGCACAAUGUGUACAUGAAAAUAAGCAACCUGAAUUAAUUGGUGCUGGGGAUCAAGGUAUAAUGUUUGGAUAUGCCACAGAUGAAACUGAAAAUUAUAUGCCUCUAACACAUCACUAUGCAACUUUAUUAGGAAAAAGAUUAACAGAAGUUCGCAAAUUAGGAAUAUUACCGUAUUUAGGACCUGAUGGAAAAACACAAAUAACUAUAGAAUAUAAAAAUAAAGCUAGUGGUGUUUAUCAUAUGGAACCAAUACGUGUACAUACGGUUUUAAUAUCUACACAACACUCUGAAAAUGUCAAAUAUGAACAAUUAAAAUCUGAUUUAAUGGAAAAUGUUGUUAAAUAUGUUAUUCCAGAAAAAUUAUUAGAUAAGGAUACUUUAUAUUAUUUAAAUCCAUCAGGAAAGUUUGUACUUGGUGGCCCUGCAGCAGAUGCUGGAUUAACUGGAAGAAAAAUUAUUUGUGACACAUAUGGUGGAUGGGGAGCACAUGGUGGAGGUGCCUUUUCAGGAAAAGAUGCAUCAAAAGUUGAUCGUUCCGCAGCUUAUUAUUUACGUUAUAUUGCUAAAUCACUAGUUGCUAAUAAAUUUUGUAGAAGAGUUUUAGUACAAGCUUCUUAUUCUAUUGGUAUUGCCAAUCCAGUGUCGCUAAAUGUCAAUUCAUAUGGUACAGUUAGCACUGGAUAUACUGAUUAUGACUUAGAACAAAUAAUUCUAAGAAAUUUUGACCUUAGACCUGGAUUUAUUAUUGACGAAUUAAAAUUAAAGGAACCAAUUUUUUCCAAAACAUCAGCUUAUGGCCAUUUUGGAAGAGACGAUCAAUCAUUUACUUGGGAAAAAGUAAAAGAUUUAACUCACGAAAAAAAUGUUUUAAAAAAUUAA